GAUGUUCUUCUUUAUUCUACUUCACAUUACUUUUCCAGAGAUACCCGUGGCAUCUGGCAACUUCUCUUCUGGCAAGGAACUUGGAUCCCUGGGACCUUCACAUAAGAUCUCAUCCUAUCUAUAGACUCAGUUUCCAGAGAAUAUGUCCUCCAUGUUUGAACGUGAUGUCAAGAAGCUAGUCAAAGAGCUGGGGAAGGGGGAUCUCAUACCUGUCCAGAGUCUUCUCCAAUCUACUCGUUUCCGCCCUUUCUGCCUGAUUCGGAAGAAGGCAAAAAAAUUUCCCUGGUUCUUUGAACCGACCUUUUUUGAUACAUAUUUCUCCCUCAUGGACAUCUUAGAGCCAAGUUCCUCAGUCGCAGAAGUGACAUCAAGCAAACCCCUCCAUUUCUAUGAAACAGAAUAUAAUGAGUUAAAGGGAGAGAUGGAUCUGAAUGUGACCAAUGAGGUGCAGGGGAAGGUGACAGGGGCUACCACAUCAUCCCACAAUGUGGUUCUGAAGCUACAGAUGCUCACUGUUGUCCCCCAAAUCUGGGAGGACUUGAUGGAGAGAAAAGUGAAGUCAAAGCACUCCUUCCUUCAAGAGGUGCAAAAUCGUGGGGAAAAACUGUAUGUGGUGGCAGAGGCUAUAGAGAACAUGGAAGACACAAUUCUGAUGCACUCCAACAAAAAGGAAGGCUCAAUACAGGCAUCCUUGGGACAACUAUUAUCCCUCCUAGGCAUUAACUUCAAGAGCCAAACUCAAGGUCAAACAGAUGGAAAAAAGGGAGUGAGUGUUAACCAGGGCUGCAUCUUGGCUUUUCGGGCUCUGGAGCUGUUCAUUCACAAUGAUAAAUGGAGAGUUACUUAUAUUCCUGAGAUGCAAAGAAGGAGUCAUGUGGAAGAAUUCUACAUUGAUAGAUUGACUGGGAAAUAUAUCAGUGCUCCAAGAAAUUUUGAGGAAUUUCAGGAAAUGAUGAUAAGGGAGCAAGAAGCUCUUUCCAAAGGGUCCAGAGAGCUCCAGGUCACACUACUCCACGUAAUCCAAGAUAUACUAGGAAACAGAAAGGCUCUACAAGACCUGGAGGACAUGCUGGAUCAAGUGCCAGACAUGAGAGAGAAGGGGCAAUUGGAAGGCCCUGGGGUCUGCAUCCUAAAACACCUACAAGACAACUCAGAAGAUGCAUCCAACCAACAGACAGAGAGCAUCCUCUACUUCCUCGGUGCACUAAUGAUCCUGACUGACACUCAGCAAGAGCUGCUGGACCAGUCCCUGGAGAAGAGGAUCCUGCCUCAGCAGCUGGAACUGGUUAAGAGUAUCUUGAAAACAAACUUCCGAGAACCAGGAGAAAGUUCAUUCUCUGUCCAUCCAGAGCUUCUGUCUGAACUCAAAGAUGAAGAUCAGGCUAUCACAAUGAAUCUGAUGAAAGAGUGUGGCCUAAAUCUUGAGUGUGCUGGAUCUCAGACAAAAUGGAAUAGAGAGGCAGAAAGCUCUGUCUGUGCUCUGUAUGUGGUCAUCUCAUUCCUGCAGCUGCUGACUCAAGCUUAACUCCCUGGCAGCAACUAUUCAUUCAGAAUGCAUGAAGAGGAAACAGAAAAGGUGAAUCCUCUAAACCCUACUAGUAUCAUCUCUUUUUCUUUUGGGCCAGCCACAUUCUACCUUAUAAAUAUCCUUAAUGGUGUAUAUAUUUUCCCUUCUACAAGGUUGAAAAUUCCUUGAAGAAAAGAGAUCUGUUGCAUCCCUUUCAGUACCUACUACAUUGCCCUGCACAAAAUAAAUUUCCACUAAGCAUUUAAUUGCCGAAUUUAACUAAAAAAGAAAUAGUCUAAAAUAGAACAUUCUACCAUAGCAUAAUAUUCCAAGUGCAAUACACAAAUUAACUAUUCUAUAAGAGCCUAGGUAAAAUCCACUCAUUCAUUCAACAAAUAUUGAAGGACAGCUGAAGGGUACAGUGGACAUAGCAUCAAGUCUGGAGUCAUUAGGAAGUGGGUUCAAAUUUGACCUCAGACACUUCCUACUUACAUGACCACACAUGGGUCAUUUAAUCCUGCUUUCCUAGCCCUUGGCCUUCUGUCUUUCAUUUGUUACUAGAACAGAAAGUAAGGGUUAAAAAAAAACAAAUAUUGAGGACCUACUAUGUGCUAGGAACUCUUCUAUAUUCUACAGGAGAAUGGAGGGAGUAAAAAACUUAGACCUGAUGAUAUACAUACAAAAUCAAAGAUAAUCCUUAACUUCAAGGCACUUACAUUUUAAUAGAAUAAAAAUGUAUAAAGGGGAGCUGGAAAUGCAGGUGAGGGGAGAAGAGAAGAAAUGAAAUUGUUAUGGCAAAGAGGUGGCUACACAACUAGUAAAUAUCUGAGUUUGGUGAGUCUUCCUGAUUCCAACAUCAAUACUCUAUCCACUGAACCACUUAGGUGCCUGAGUGAUUAUCUGCAUGUCAUGUUUGUACUCAUGUCCUCUUUAACUAUUGUACUAUCUAUUCUUCUAUUUUAAAAGUACUUUAAAAAAUGUACUCUGCUUAACUAGCUAUAUAUUAAACAAGAUAACUGAAUAAUAAUUAAUUAAUAAUUAGGAUUUGUCUGCCUAAACUUUGUACAUGUCAACACAAAAAAUUUUUAAAUAAAUGUGUAUAAUCAUAUUCUUCUUACUAAAAGUAUUAUUAAUAAUAU
Messenger RNA from Monodelphis domestica (gray short-tailed opossum), 2646 nucleotides. Its product is annotated as gasdermin-C-like. Gene Ontology annotation, biological process: pyroptotic inflammatory response; defense response to bacterium. Gene Ontology annotation, molecular function: phosphatidylinositol-4-phosphate binding; phosphatidylinositol-4,5-bisphosphate binding; phosphatidylserine binding. NCBI's taxonomy places the organism in Eukaryota, Metazoa, Chordata, Mammalia, Didelphimorphia, Didelphidae. The record is from RefSeq and is a predicted model, not a curated record.